AUGGCUACACCUUUCCCUUCCAUCCGCGACCUUGCGCAGAAAAACGCAGGUGCUACAUCGGACUUCAAACCCAAACUCACACUCCAAAACCUCAUGGCCCGCGAAGCUGUCGUGGUAAUCUCCUGCGUUGACCCGCGUGCCGAUCCUAAGGACUUCUGGGGCAUCCAACCCGGCAUGCCGCCAGGGAUAGUUAGAAAUGCUGGUGGAAGGGCAGAGUGCGGUGUUGGACCGCACGGGAUCGAUGAUAUGUAUAUCCGGGAGACGCUUCCAGGGCGGAUGAAGGGGAGUGAGCAGGAAUUGGUUGAUAAGGAGUGGUACCCUUUCAAGCAUCAGACUGAGGAGGAGAGCGUGAAGGAAGAUAUGAGGCUUAUCAUGGAGGACAAACUGCUCCCGAAGGAUGUGCAGGUGUUGGGUUUUGUGCUGGAUGUUGAGACGAACAAGACCACGGAGGUGCUUUUGUGA
Molecule: messenger RNA, 462 nt
Organism: Didymosphaeria variabile
Lineage: Eukaryota; Fungi; Ascomycota; Dothideomycetes; Pleosporales; Didymosphaeriaceae
Exons: 4
Coding region: 1-462 (153 amino acids)
Molecular function (GO): carbonate dehydratase activity; zinc ion binding
Source: RefSeq, a predicted model, not a curated record